UAAUUGGCCCGCCAGCUUCACCCGGGGAGGGGAACCCGGGAAGCGCCGUCAGAAGUCGAACACGAGCAGCACCCGUCGCCGCCGCAGCCGCGGCAGCAGCAGCAGCAGCGCAAAAGGGGGCAGGGAGAGGGAGGCGCAGGCACCGCGGCCCCCUUGCCAAACAGCGCCAGCAGCAGCAGCAGCAACAGCAGCUCUUUUGGCUGCCUUCCCCGGCUGGGCAGGGCCAGGAAACCCGGCCACCCUCGGGCGGGCCGGGAGCAGCAGUCCCAGCCUUGCGGAGGGCGCUCGGACAACGCUGGCGGGUGGGGGUGGGCGAGCUCCGGAGCCCCUUGGAGCGGAGCCGCACCGCCCGAAGGCGAAGGCGCAGCGCGGCGCGUCCGCGGACCUUGCCUGCCUCCCGGUCCGGGUUCGAGCGGCCGUGGUGGACGCGUGGCUGGGCGAAGCAAGGGGGGUGGCGGAGGCCGAACUCCGGCGAAGCGGCGCCCCGCGGGAGUCGGAGCCCCGAUGGAGACGGCGGCAGCGGCGGCGCCUUUCCCGCAUCCUCUGGCUCCCGAACCCGAUCCCGGUUUGGGUCCGGUCCGGCCGGGCGGCGAGAAACGUUUCCGACUCUGGUACGUGGGUUGCACCAGCCUGGACCGGCGAGCCACGCUGCCCAUGUUGCCCUGGCUGAUGGCCGAAGUCCGUCGGCGCAGCCAGAAGCCAGAACCGGGCGCGGCGGUGGCGGCGGCUCGGGAGGUGCUGCUGCUCCUGGGCGCGCCCACCCUCCGCUGCGUGCCCUCCUCGCCCGGCGGCGCCCCCGGCUCGGCCGUCUUCAUCUUCGAGCACAAAGCGCAGCACAUCUCGCGCUUCGUCCACAACAGCCAGGACCUCACCUACUUCGCCUACCUGAUCAAGGCGCAGCCCGACGACCCCGACUCGCCCGUCGCCUGCCACGUCUUCCGAGCCACCGACCCCAACCAGGUUCCAGAUGUCAUCAGUAGUAUAAGACAGGCUUCCAAAGCGGCCCUCAAAGAAGAUGUCAAGCCCAAUAAAGAAAAUGAAGAUGCCUUCUACAACUCCCAAAAAUUUGAGGUUCUGUAUUGUGGGAAGGUGACGGUGCCCCACAAAAAGGCCCCCUCCUCCCUCAUCGACGACUGCAUCGAGAAGUUCCACCUCCACGAACGUCAGCGCCUGAAACUGCUGAGCGAGCACUGCAGCUCCGAGUCCAGUACAGACCUCAUGACAUGGGAAGAUGGCCCCUCUUCCCCCUUGGACAGUCCAUUUCAGGAGACGGAGGGCUCCAGCGGAGGCACCCCGGGGAUGUUCAUCGUGGGGAGCCAGACCAACCUGGCCAGUUUGGCCAGCUGCCGGACCACUUUCCCUGAGCGGAUCCUGGAGGACUCGGGAGUGGAGGAGCAGCUGGAAUUUCGUUCUCGCUGCAGCAGCGCUGCCAGCCUGCAAAGGAGAGCUCAGGAGAAUAACUCCAAGCCUUUAUCCCGAAGGCGCCAUGCCAGCGCCCCGAGCCACGUCCAGCCCUCCGACUCUGAAAAAAACAGGACAAUGUUGUUUCAGGUUGGUCGAUUUGAAAUUAACCUCAUCAGUCCAGACUCCAAAUCAGUUGUGUUGGAGAAGAACUUCAAAGACAUCUCCUCGUGUUCUCAGGGCAUAAAAUACAUCGAUCAUUUUGGCUUUAUAUGUCGGGAAUCCACUGAACCUGGAAUAAGCCAGUAUGCGUGCUAUGUCUUCCAGUGUGCAAGCGAGUCUCUGAGAAGAGCCCGUGAGGGCUUUACAGUGAGUAAAACCUCUCUUGAAGCCCAACGACCUCUCUUCUUUCCCUCUGAAGGACUUUAUCCACCAAGAGCCAAGCUUGUCAUUCAGAGGCACCUGUCUUCUCUCAGCGACAACGAGCAGGCGGACAUCUUCGAGCGUGUUCAGAAAAUGAAACCGGUUAGUGACCAGGAAGAAAAUGAGCUGCUGAUUUUCCACUUGCGCCAGUUGUGCGAGGCGAAGCAAAAGACCCACAUCCACAUUGACGAGGCCCCGAUGAACACGUCUAAUAAUACAAUCCCAGAAAACACCACUAGCAGUGGAAGAUUCACCCUGGAUAUCCUGAAGAACAAGGCCAAGAAAUCCUUAACCAGCUCUCUAGAAAACAUCUUCUCCAGGGGAGCCAGCCGCAUGCGUGGUCGCCUGGGGAGCACGGAGAGCUUUGAAAGGUACAACCAUCUCACUUCCGACAAAGACUGCUCCUCUGGGGAAUCCCCACCCUCCACACCUCCGGCGUCUCCUGUCGCCUUGGCCAGACACCCGUUUCCCGAAGAGGACUCCGACUCUCCCCAGUUCAGAAGACGCGCCCAUACUUUCAGCCACCCGCCCUCCGCCUCCAAGAAGAGGAUCACUUUCCAGAAUGGACGAUCUCAAAGCGUCCGGUCGCCCCUCCUGAGGCAAAACUCGGCCGAACAGAGCAGGCCGGCAGUUGCCCGACGUACGCGCAGUGAGAGUGAGUCUUCGGUGCUGCCCAGUCUCCCUUCUUCUUUCUCUGCCCCUUCUUUCCUGAAAAGCUUGUACCAGAGCUCUGGGAAGAUGGCUUCUCUACCUGAAGGUGACCCCCCCAGGAGCGAUGUGGAGAAAAGGAAGAGGACUUCCUCGGUGUGCAGCAGCGACUCUCUAAAUGCUGGUGGUCUCACCCUGGCCUCCCGUCGGAUCUCCUGGCGGCAGAGGAUCUUCCUAAGGGUGGCAUCACCCAUGAAGAAGUCUCCUUCGGCCAUGCAGAUGCAAGAUGGCUUUGAUGAAAAAGAACUACUGCCGUUAUCCCCGCUUCCACCGUCCUUUGACGAAGUGCCCCUGGUUUCCCUCUUGCAAAAUGAGGAUGUUCAAGAUCAGAGCGGAGAGAAGAAGAACUCGGAGGAGCUGCAGAGCCUGUGGAGAAAAGCGAUCCACCAGCAGAUCCUUCUCCUCCGGAUGGAGAAGGAAAACCAGAAACUGGAAGCGAGCAGAGAUGAGCUCCAAUCCAGGAAAAUAAAGCUGGACUAUGAGGAAGUUGGAACCUGUCAGAAGGAUGUCAUUAACAUCUGGGACAAGAAACUGUUGAAUUGCAGAGCCAAGAUCAGAUGUGAUGUGGAAGACAUUCAUACCACCCUGAAAGAUGGUGUCCCCAAAAGCCGCCGGGGAGAAAUUUGGCAGUUUCUGGCCGUGCAGCACCGCGUCAGACACCGGCUCCCCAAUAAGCAACAGCCUCCCGACGUCUCCUACAAAGACCUCCUGAAGCAGCUGACGGCACAGCAGCAUGCCAUCCUGGUGGACCUGGGGAGGACUUUCCCCACUCAUCCCUACUUUUCGGCUCAACUGGGCGCAGGACAGCUCUCGCUCUUCAACCUGCUGAAGGCCUACUCCUUGCUGGACAAGGAAGUGGGCUAUUGUCAAGGCAUCAGUUUCGUGGCCGGCGUGCUGCUCCUCCACAUGAGUGAAGAGCAAGCCUUCGAAAUGCUGAAAUUCCUCAUGUAUGAUCUCGGAUUCCGGAAACAGUACAGGCCCGACAUGAUGUCACUGCAGAUCCAGAUGUACCAGCUGUCAAGGCUGCUUCAUGAUUAUCACCGGGAUCUUUAUCACCAUCUCGAAGAAAAUGAAAUCAGCCCGAGUCUGUAUGCUGCACCCUGGUUUCUCACUUUAUUUGCCUCGCAAUUUCCCCUGGGAUUCGUAGCCAGAAUCUUUGAUAUUAUUUUUCUUCAAGGUACAGAAGUCAUAUUUAAGGUAGCGCUAUGCCUGCUUAGCACCCAGGAGGAGAGCAUCAUGUCGUGUGAGACAUUUGAAGGCAUUGUGGAGUUUCUUAAGAACACUCUCCCAGACAUGACACAGCCCCAGAUGGAGAAGAUAAUGGCCCAGGUAUUCGAGAUGGACAUUUCCAAGCAGCUUCAUGCCUACGAGGUGGAGUACCAUGUUCUGCAGGACGAAUUGCAAGAGAGCCUGAGUCCUUGUGAGGAGAUUGAAGCUUCGGAGAAACUUGAAAGGGCCAACAGCCAGCUGAAGAGGCAGAAUAUGGAUCUCUUGGAGAAACUUCAGGUGGCCCAUGCUAAGAUCCAAGGCGUGGAGUCCAACUUGGAAGAGGCCUUGAAAAGGGAGAGCCAGAUGAUGACUUUAAUCCAGUCCCUGGAAGAGGAAAAGGCUCUGUAUCAGAAGGCCCUGGAGAAGAUCUGCAGCUACCUGCCCCAGGAAGCCCUGUCUGACUGUGAAGAGCUGCUGAAAGAAGUCAACUGUCCUCCAAACAAAUUCUAGAAGAAAGCCACCAACAAGAGAGAGAGAGAGAGAGAGGAAGCAGGGGGGGAGAAGAGAAAGAGAGAGAGAGAACAUGGUUUCUUCUCACCGAUGGAACGAAAGAAACAAGGGAGGCCGCUGCUUGGAAAGGAGAGCCACCUCAUUUCACAGGAUCCUGCAAGCAGCCGCCGCAAUAGCAAAGGGGCCUUUUUUUUUCAACCUCAAUAUGCAAAUCCCAGGUUCAUGUCUGUCUUUCUUUCUU
This is a messenger RNA of Notechis scutatus (mainland tiger snake), 4492 nucleotides long. Lineage: Eukaryota; Metazoa; Chordata; Lepidosauria; Squamata; Elapidae. The record is from RefSeq and is a predicted model, not a curated record.